AUGUAUACUCUAUCACGACCUAAGUACCCUAAGGUUGAAUGGAAAGCAUUGACACUGGGAAAUGGUAUUCCUAGGCACAACUUUAUCCUGUGGUUAGCCUUAAACCACGGACUCACUACUGUGGAUCGACUUGCAAAAUGGGGGAUUCAAGUUGAUCAAGAUUGUGUAUUAUGUAAGAGAAGACAGACUGAAAAUAUGGAACACAUAUACUUUGAAUGUCAAUAUACAAAGUAUAUUUGGAGCAAGCUGCUGGUUUGGAUGGGAGAAAAUCACCAGAUAGGCACAUGGCUUGAAGAUGUUACCUGGAUGAGUAAAAGAGCAAGAAGUGGUCGAGCCCAAAACAACAUGCUGGUCUUCUUGUUUGCAGCAGUAAUGUAUCAAGUAUGGACAGAAAGGAAUAUGAGAAGAUUUCAAGGGAAGGAGAAGGAAGCAGAGCGAAAGGUUAGAGACAUUGUCCUCCAAGUUCAUAUAAAAGGACAGCAAAAUGCGAAGUGGAAGAAGAGACUUGAGCAGCUGAAUAGUUUCCCAUAG
Molecule: messenger RNA, 531 nt
Organism: Nicotiana attenuata
Lineage: Eukaryota; Viridiplantae; Streptophyta; Magnoliopsida; Solanales; Solanaceae
Exons: 1
Coding region: 1-531 (176 amino acids)
Source: RefSeq, a predicted model, not a curated record